Molecule: messenger RNA, 1230 nt
Organism: Trichoderma reesei QM6a
Lineage: Eukaryota; Fungi; Ascomycota; Sordariomycetes; Hypocreales; Hypocreaceae
Exons: 1
Source: RefSeq, a predicted model, not a curated record
AUGCUGCUCGAGAUACUGCUCCUCUUCGGCCAUUAUGGUCGUGUGCCGUUCGCCGCAGCCUCCAUCACGGUUCCCGUCGAUCCGGACGUCGACCCACUCCCGCUGUCCAUCGCCGGCACGGUGACAUCGGCGUCGGAGCUGCUUCGGCAGAGCUGCCCGGAGGAGUUCCCUCCACACACGCCGUACUCGCCAGAGCUGCUCAUGUCAUCCUUUGCCGACUUUGGCGCUGACAAUCAAGAUGCAUUCGCCAAUGGCACGAUCUAUGAGUCGUCGGACAGUCUCGUGAGAGGCGCCAUCGAAGCAUGGGGCCAGCACCAGAGCUUGAUCCUCCGGCCUGACGAGGUCUGGUUCGAGAUCCUGGCGCAGCUCAACUUCUACAUGACUGCGCAUGCCGAAGACGUACGACAUCUGUUUGUCGACCACGAGGGCAAAGAGGAGAUCCAGGUGUGGCGCCUGUCGUGGCGUGACGUGAUCGCGGCGUUUGGCGGCGAGAUCCAGAAGAGGGUCAAGACCGAAUGGCUGCUCGACUGGAUCAUGCCAGGCUUCACCACGAGCAGCGACAACGAUGGCCUCACGGCCACCGUGCUGAUGAUGGGCCUCAUGCAGCACUACUUUGAGUUCAGCGGCGGCAUCAUCUGCGGCCUUCCCGAGGUGACGCUGCUGGGCGAGAGGGACGACUGGGUGAAGCUGCUCGAGAAGCUGGACAGGCUGAAGGAGUGGGGAGAGGAGCCGGCAGACUAUGCCGAGCGGCUGCGCCCGAUCCUCACGCGCUUUGUCGGCACAUGGGACGCGCCAGACAGCGACGAGACUAAGGACUUCUGGAAGAACAUUGUGCGGUCGCAACGACUGGUUUCCUGUGGCGCAGGGCCCGCCGACUACAGCAUCUCCGGGUGGAUCACCGGGUUCCUGCACUGGACGGUCGAGGGCAACCUGCGCAUCUCGCGCGAGGCUGAAGAGGAGUUUGUGCCCUCGGACGGCGACGUGGUGCUCGACGGCGUCCCGUACUUUUCGACACCGCUCGACGACGUGCCCGUGGGCUACGCGAAGGCGCCGCUCAAGAUGCUGGACUACCCUCGUCAGGGGGGCGACUCGAUGGCGUAUCUGCUGGCGGGCAACGUCGGGGUGAGGAGACUGGCGGUGGCCUCAAGCGACACGCCGGGGCUGGAGCAGUGGAAGGUGACGGCGCAGCCGAUGAGCGCCUGGUUCCUGUUCGGACCGGUCAAUGCGAGC